Drosophila eugracilis is the source of this 2088-nucleotide messenger RNA. Its product is annotated as target of Myb protein 1. The transcript is spliced from 6 exons. Gene Ontology annotation, biological process: signal transduction. The record is from RefSeq and is a predicted model, not a curated record. Gene Ontology annotation, molecular function: ubiquitin binding; clathrin binding; phosphatidylinositol binding. Gene Ontology annotation, cellular component: endosome; membrane. Bases 116 to 1747 code for a protein of 543 amino acids. NCBI's taxonomy places the organism in Eukaryota, Metazoa, Arthropoda, Insecta, Diptera, Drosophilidae.
ACACUGCUAUAGAUUCAGGUGAGGUGAGGUGAGGCGACAAAAAGUAAAUAAAGGAAAAUUUUAACCGCAUCGCAAACUGACGGAGAAAAACAGCAAGAAACUGAUCUGAUCCACAAUGGCUUCAUUCUUUAACGUUGGCGCUUUGGGAAAUGUUUUCUCCACACCAGUUGGCCAGCGCAUAGAGGCUGCCACUGAUGGCAACUUGGCCUCGGAGAACUGGGCGGCCAACAUGGAGAUUUGUGACAUGAUAAAUGAAUCCUCAGAUACUGCUCGUGAUGCCAUGCGUGCCAUUCGCAAACGUCUUUCACAGAAUGCCGGCAAGAACAACCAGGUGGUUAUGUACACUUUGACCGUCCUGGAGACGUGCGUCAAGAACUGCGGCAAGGCUUUUCAUGUCCUUGUUGCCCAGAAGGAUUUUAUAAAUGAGUUAGUCAAGCUAAUUGGGCCCAAGAACGAUCCACCAGCUGCCAUGCAGGAAAAGGUUCUUAGUCUGAUACAGAUCUGGGCGGAUGCGUUCAAGAACCAGCCAGAUCUUAAUGGAGUCACCCAGAUGUACAUGGAACUCAAAAACAAAGGCAUCGAAUUUCCAGCCAACGAUCUAGAUGCCAUGGCUCCUAUUUACACUCCACAGAGGAGCGUUCCCGAGUUGCCUCCUCAGUUGGUGGCUGCCCAGCAGCACACGAUUUCUCCUCAACACAUGGCUGCCGCUGCCGCCGCUGCUGCUGCAGCCGCUGCUCCACCAAACACAGGGCCUUUGCAUUUGACGCCUGACCAAGCCGCUAAACUGCGUUCCGAACUGGAGAUCGUUAGCAACAACAUGUCCAUCCUAAGCGAGAUGCUCAGUGUUCUAAAGCCCGGCCAGGAGUCGCCCGACGACUAUGCCCUACUCAACGAGCUGACCUCCACCUGCAAGGAGAUGCAGUCUCGUAUCGUGGAUCUGAUUGGACGUGUCCAAGACGACGAGCUCACCGCAGAGUUUCUGCGCAUAAAUGACGAGCUGAACAAUGUAUUUUUACGUCAUCAGCGUUAUGAGAAGAAUCGCUCACAGGGACAAGGAGCUGCUGUCACUUCGCCCUCAGCAGUGCUGGGCGCUGCAAUGGGUCUGCCUGGCGUUGGAGCAGGAGCCACCACAUUGGCCACGCUACCACCGCCGCCCAACACAACUACUGCCGUGAGCAAUACGCCGCAAAGUGACCAGCUUCUGAUCGAUCUAAUCGAAAGCAGCGAGGAGGCCGCCCAACUGCCGCAGAAUUUGGGCCAGCUUAGUCUGGGUGGUGGGGCAGCACCAAUUCAGACCCAAAGAGGAACACGACCUGCUGAUGAGUUCGAUAUGCUGGCGCAGUCGCGCACCGAUGGCAACCACAAAUCCGAUUUGCUAAGGGAUAUUCCCUCCGUGGACGCUGCUGCAGGAAGUGUGACGGCCACCACAUCGCCUUAUAAACAGAACCAGCUACAGCAAGGACAACGCUCAGCCGGCGAUCCGCCGGUGGUAAGUAAAUCGACGAAAGAGAAUGAGAUCGACGAGAUGGAGGCGUGGUUGGGCAGCUCACACAUCGAGGGUAUUGAGGAACUGACCAGCUCGGAGUUUGACAAAUUCCUAGAAGAGCGUGCCGCUGCCGCCGAAAAUCUUCCAACGAUCAAUGCAUCGAACUCCGCCGCCAGUGCCACGACAGGAUCGGCAGGUGCCGAUAGCUUACGAAAGACACCAAAGAAACCGGGCGCCGAGGAAGAUCUGCUCGCCCUCUGAGUGAUCUCCGCCAGCACUAUCAUCGGCUCUAAUUGUUUACUCUUUCAAAUGUUAUACACACCCCCUAACAUACUUAUGCAUAACGUCUAUAUAAUAGCUGAUACAUAUUAUCACAUUAUGUAAAAUGCUUUUAAUUUUUACAAAACUGCAACGAUAACUAUUGAUUAUAUUCCAAAAAGCGAUCUUCUGUUGGUCUAAUUAUAAGCCACGUCUACACAUAUUAAUGGUAAUUUAAUGUAUUACGUUACAAGUCUAUUUGUUGUUUAUUUAUACAUAUAUACAUACAUUAUAAAGCUAAUUUAUUUUAUAAAUCAAACGAUGGAAAAGAAAAAAUUAAAACA